AUAUUACAGGGAUUGGUAGUUCCCAAUCCAUUUAUUGGUAAUACACGGGUCACUUAGGAUCAGAACUCCACCAGAAAUCCAGAUGGAGGCGAUUAAAAAGUGGUUUCAAAAUGAGGGUCAAGUUGAAGGACUUGUUUGGCACUGUGCCACUGGUACUCUGUUUAAGCUUCAUCGCAACCAUGUUGCAUUACCAUGGCCAGUAGAAUCACCAACCUUGACCAGACAGCGUGUAUCAGUUGCUGUGGAUACCACAAAUUACGAGUUAGACAACAAUGACAGUUUGAUAUCAGAGUUUGGAAAAGUGUACGGUCAUGCAUGUGAAUCUGUGAAAGACUUGAAAAAUUUAUUUAUGUUAGAGGAACAUGUCUCAACUGGGGUCGGUCCUCAGAAACAGAUUGGUUCUCAGACAAAAAUUAAUGGUACCAUGUCUAAGAAAAGGGAAUUUAUCUUGUAAUAUGUUUUGUAUUGUUUUUAUGUGUUAUUGUUGUCAAGAUUGAUAAUAAACAGGCCUGGGAAUUUUCAGGACUGGUCUAGUUUUAGACUCUUUGGCAGCCAGAAUUUCCCUAUAUAACUCAAUAAA
Mercenaria mercenaria is the source of this 580-nucleotide messenger RNA. RefSeq lists its product as uncharacterized. Gene Ontology annotation, biological process: response to reactive oxygen species. The transcript has 2 exons. The coding region runs from base 83 to 454 and encodes 123 amino acids. Gene Ontology annotation, molecular function: RNA ligase (ATP) activity. Lineage: Eukaryota; Metazoa; Mollusca; Bivalvia; Venerida; Veneridae. The record is from RefSeq and is a predicted model, not a curated record.